GACCCUAUCAAUUGGAUUAAUGAAUUUGAACGAGCUGCCACUGCCAAUAACUGGAGCGCUGCUAGAAAACUUGCUAUCGCUAAAGCCUAUAUGUAUAACAAUGCAAAAGAUUGGUUAAAAAGAACAAGAGAAGAAAUUCAGCAAUACGAUACUAGUGAUGAUGAUAAUCAAUUCAAAAAACUAGAAGAUUAA
Molecule: messenger RNA, 192 nt
Organism: Racocetra persica
Lineage: Eukaryota; Fungi; Glomeromycota; Glomeromycetes; Diversisporales; Gigasporaceae
Source: the annotation of a GenBank genome assembly